Messenger RNA from Lutra lutra (Eurasian river otter), 4532 nucleotides. RefSeq names its product proteoglycan 4 (gene PRG4). The transcript has 13 exons. Bases 158 to 4435 code for a protein of 1425 amino acids. NCBI's taxonomy places the organism in Eukaryota, Metazoa, Chordata, Mammalia, Carnivora, Mustelidae. Gene Ontology annotation, biological process: immune response. The record is from RefSeq and is a predicted model, not a curated record. Gene Ontology annotation, molecular function: polysaccharide binding; scavenger receptor activity.
ACCUGUUCGAAGCUCACAGAUUUGAAUGGAGAGUUAAGGGAAAGUUGGAAUGGUCACUUCUGUGUUUGUCAAAUUACAUUUUACUGAAGCUGGUUCUUUUUUUUCCCAAGCUGGGAUUUAAACCUUGCACUUGAGGGCUCGGUACCUGGAAACAGCCAUGGAGUGGAAAAUACUUCCCAUAUACUUGCUGCUACUUUCUGUUUUCUUGAUUCAGCAAGUUUCUUCUCAAGAUUUACCGAGCUGUGCAGGGAGAUGUGGGGAAGGGUAUUCUAGAGAAGCCACCUGCAACUGUGAUUAUAACUGUCAACACUACAUGGAGUGCUGCCCUGAUUUCAAGAAAGUCUGCACCGUGGAGCUUUCCUGUAAAGGCCGUUGCUUCGAGUCCUUCGCAAGAGGGAGGGAGUGUGACUGUGACUCAGAUUGUAAGAAGUAUGGCAAGUGCUGUCCUGAUUAUGAGAAUUUUUGUGGAAAAGUGCAUAAUCCCACAUCACCAUCUUCAAAGACUGCACCUUCACCUCUGGGAGCAUCUCAAACCAUCAAAUCAACAACCAAACGUUCACCCAAAGCGCCAAACAAGAAGAAGACUAAGAAAGUGAUAGAGUCAGAGGAAAUAACAGAAGAACAUUCUGUUUCUGAAAAUCAAGAGUCUUCCUCCUCUUCCUCUUCUUCUUCAACUAUUCGGAAAAUCAAGUCUUCCAAAAAUUCAGCUGCUAAUAAAGAAUUAAAGAAGAAACCCAAAGUAACAGAUAACAAGAAGGAAAAAACUCCUAAAAAGAAACCUACACCAGAACCACCAGUUGUAAAUGAAGCUGGAAGUGGACUGGAUAGCAGUGACAUCAAGCUCACCCCAACUCCUGACACUCCUACUACCCAAAGCAAUAAAGUUACCACAUCUCCCAAGAUUACAACAGGCAAACCAAUAAAUCCUAAACCCAGUCUUCCACCUAAUUCUGAUCCAUCCAAAGAGACACCUUCAAAACCUAAUAAAGAGACAAUAGCUGAAACUAAAGAGAUUUCUUUAACAAAAAAAGAGACUUCAAGUGGAACAAAAGAGAAGACUGUUUCAACUAAAGAGACACGAAGUGCAGAGAAAACACCUGCUGAAGAUUUUGUACCCACAUCCGAAGCUCCUGUUAAAUCUACACCCAAAGCUGAAACUACAACCAAAUCCCCUGUUUCCACCACCACCACGGAGCCUACACCCACUACUACCAAGGAGCCUGAACCCACUACUCCCAAAAAGCCUGUACCCACUACCACCAAAGAGCCUGCACCCACUACCAUCAAGGAGCCCACACCCACUACUCCUAAGGAGCCUGCACCCACUACCACCAAAGAGCCUGAACCCACCACCACCAAGGAGCCUGAACCCACCACCCCUAAGAAGCCUGCACCUACCACUCCUAAGGAGCCUGCACCCACUACCACCAAAGAACCUGCACACUCCACCCCCAAGGAGCCUGCACCUACCACUCCUAAGGAGCCUGCACCCACUACCACCAAAGAACCUGCACCCUCCACCCCCAAGGAGCCUGAACCCACCACCCCUAAGAAGCCUGCACCUACCACUCAUAAGGAGCCUGCACCCACUACCACCAAAGAACCUGUACCCUCCACUCCCAAGGAGCCUGCACCCACUACCACCAAAGAGCCCGUACCCACAGUCCCCAAAGAACCUGCACCCACUACGACCAAGGAGCCUGAACCUACCACCACUAAGGAUGAACCCACCACCACCAAGGAGCCAACACCCACCACCCCUAAGGAGCCUGCACCCACCACCACCAAGGAGCCUGAACCUACCACCACCAAGGAGCCUGAACCCACCACCCCUAAGAAGCCUGCACCUACCACUCCUAAGGAGCCUGCACCCACUACCACCAAAGAACCUGCACCCUCCACUCCCAAGGAGCCUGCACUCACUACUACCAAAGAGCCUGUACCCACAGUCCCCAAAGAACCUGCACCCACUACGACCAAGGAGCCUGAACCCACCACCACCAAGGAGCCAACACCCACCACCCCUAAGGAGCCUGUACCCACUACCACCAAGGAGCCUGAACCCACCACCACCAAGGAGCAGACACCCACCACCCCUAAGAAGCCUGCACCUACCACUCCUAAGGAGCCUGCACCCACAGCCCCCAAAGAACCUGCACCCACUACCACCAAGGACCCUGAACCCACCACCACCAAGGAUGAACCCACCACCACCAAGGAGCCGACACCCACCACCCCUAAGGAGCCUGCACCCACAGCCCCCAAGGAACCUGCACCCACAGUCCCCAAGGAGCCUGCACCCACUACCACCAAGGAGCCUGAACCCACCACCACCAAGGAGCUGACACCCACCACCCCUAAGGAGCCUGCACCCACAGCCCCCAAAGAACCUGCACCCACUACCACCAAGGAGCCUGAACCCACCACCACCAAGGAGCCAACACCCACCACCCCUAAGGAGCCUGCACCCACAGUCCCCAAGGAGCCUGCACCCACUACCACCAAGGAGCCGACACCCACCACCCCUAAGAAGCCUGCACCUACCACUCCUAAGGAGCCUGCACCCACUACCAUCAAAGAGCCUGCACCCACAGCUCCCAAGGAACCUGCACCCACCACCACCAAGGAGCCAACACCCACCACCUCUAAGAAGCCUGCACCUACCACUCCUAAGGAGACUGCACCCACCACCCCCAAGAAGCCUGCACCCACUGCCCCCAAAGAGCCUGCACCCACUGCCCCCAAGGAGCCUGCACCCACUGUCCCCAAGAAGCCUGCUCCAACUCCUCUUGAGACACCUGCUCCAACCACCUCAGAGGCCUCUACUACAACUACCACCAUGGAGCCUCCUCCCACUACUCCCAAGAACCCUGCUGAAUCAACGCCUGCAGAACCCACACCAAAGGCUCCUGAGAACAGUCCCAAGGAACCUGUUGUACCUGUAACCAAGGCUCCUGAAGUGACCAAACCUGAAAUGACAACAGCUAAAGACAAAACAGAAAAAGACACACAUACGAAACCUGAAAUUACAAGUGCUGUACCUAAGAUUACAACCCAAGAGACAGCAAUUUCAACAGAAGAGACCACUGAGUCCAAAACAAGUACAACCACACAAGGAACUCCUAUCACAUCGUCCAAAAGUACUCCUAGAGCAACAACUCCUGCACCCAAAGAAAUGACUACAACAAAAAAGACAACCACAAUGGAAGAGACUGUGAAUAAACCUGAAGAAACCACAGAUGUGCCCAAAGAUACAACCACGAAACCUGAAGUGUCAACUUCCAAACCCCGAAAGCCAAACAAAGCACCAAAAAGGCCUACUUCUACCAAAAAGCCAAAAACAGUACCUAAAGGGAGAAAACCAAAGCCUACAGCAACUCCCCCAAAGAUGACUACAUCGACAAUGCCUACAUUACACCCUACCUCUUCAGAGGAAGCCAUGCUCCAAACUACCACCAGCCCCAACCAGGGACUUAACUCAGAAAUAGUUGAAGUAAAUCCAAAUAAAGAUGCAGAUAUUGCUGGAGAAAAACCUCACACGAUCCCCAGGCCCCCUGCGUUCACCCCUAUAUUUAUCCCAGGUACUGGUACCUUGGUGAGAGGAUCCAAUCAAGACAUCGCCAUCAAUCCCAUGCUUUCAGAUGAGACUAAUUUAUGCAACGGUAAGCCAGUAGAUGGACUGACUACUUUGCGCAAUGGAACACUGGUUGCAUUUCGAGGUCAUUAUUUCUGGAUGCUGAGUCCAUUCAAUCCACCAUCUCCACCUCGUAAAAUUACUGAAGUUUGGGGUAUUCCUUCUCCCAUUGAUACUGUUUUUACUCGAUGCAAUUGUGAAGGAAAAACUUUCUUCUUUAAGGAUUCCCAGUACUGGCGUUUCACCAAUGAUAUAAAAGAUCCUGGGUACCCCAAACAAAUUGUAAAAGGAUUUGGAGGACUAAAUGGAAAAAUAGUGGCAGCUCUCUCAAUAGCUAAACACAAGGACAGACCUGAAUCUGUGUAUUUUUUCAAGAGAGGUGGCGGCGUUCAGCAGUAUAUUUAUAAACAGGAACCCAUCAGAAAGUGCCCUGGAAGAAGGCCUGCUAUCAAUUAUUCAGUGUACGGAGAAACAACACAGGUUAGGAGACGUCGCUUUGAACGUGCCAUAGGACCUUCUCAAACACACACCAUCAGAAUUCACUACUCACCCAUCAGAGUCUCUUAUCAAGAAAAAGGUUUCCUCCAUAAUGAAGUUAAAAUGAGUUUACAGUGGAGAGGAUUUCCAAAUGUGGUUACUUCAGCUAUAGCACUGCCCAACAUUAGAAGACCCGAUGGCUAUGAUUACUACGCCUUUUCUAGGAAUCAAUACUAUAACAUUGAUGAACCCAGGAGAACAGCAAGAGUCAUUACCACUCGUUCUGGGCGGAGCUUAUCCAAUGUCUGGUACAACUGUCCUUAGACCCACCAGCAAAGGAAGAGUCAACUAAUUAAAUGAAGAAUGAAAAAUUUUGACAUUGAAAUACAUUUUAUUAAUAAAGAAUGUUGAGAGAAGCAUA